AUGUCAGUACCACCCCCACAGGCCUGGGGUGGAGGCUACAGCAGGAGGAUACAGCAGGAGGAUACAGCAGGAGGAUACAGCAGGAGGCUACAGCAGGAGGAUACAGCAGGAGGAUACAGCAGGAGGAUACAGCAGGAGGAUACAGCAGGAGGCUACAGCAGGAGGAUUCAACAGGAGGAUACAGCAGGAGGCUACAGCAGGAGGAUUCAACAGGAGGAUACAGCAGGAGGAUACAGCAGGAGGAUACAGCAGGAGGAUUCAACAGGAGGAUACAGCAGGAGGAUACAGCAGGAGGAUACAGCAGGAGGAUACAGCAGGAGGAUACAGCAGAAGGAUUCAGCAGAAGGAUACAGCAGGAGGAUACAACAGGAGGAUACAGCAGGAGGAUACAGCAGGAGGAUACAGCAGGAGGAUACAGUAGGAGGAUUCAGCAGAAGGAUACAGCAGGAGGAUACAGCAGGAGGAUACAGCAAGAGGAUGCAGCAGGAGGAUAGAGCAGGAGGAUACAGCAGGAGGAUACAGCAGGAGGCUACAGCAGGAGGAUACAGCAGGAGGAUACAGCAGGAGGAUACAGCAGGAGGAUACAGCAGGAGGCUACAGCAGGAGGAUUCAACAGGAGGAUACAGCAGGAGGCUACAGCAGGAGGAUUCAACAGGAGGAUACAGCAGGAGGAUACAGCAGGAGGAUACAGCAGGAGGAUUCAACAGGAGGAUACAGCAGGAGGAUACAGCAGGAGGAUACAGCAGGAGGAUACAGCAGGAGGAUACAGCAGAAGGAUUCAGCAGAAGGAUACAGCAGGAGGAUACAACAGGAGGAUACAGCAGGAGGAUACAGCAGGAGGAUACAGCAGGAGGAUACAGUAGGAGGAUUCAGCAGAAGGAUACAGCAGGAGGAUACAGCAGGAGGAUACAGCAAGAGGAUGCAGCAGGAGGAUAG
Knipowitschia caucasica is the source of this 936-nucleotide messenger RNA. NCBI's taxonomy places the organism in Eukaryota, Metazoa, Chordata, Actinopteri, Gobiiformes, Gobiidae. The record is from the annotation of a GenBank genome assembly.